AGGGGUAGAGGGUUUAAGCUCACAAGUGUUUCCUUUUGAACAUUUUUUCCAUUGAGUGUAAGAACAGUUUAUGUGAACGCAAUGGAAACCAGUCUCGAGUCCUAGCUGUUUUUUUAUAUAUGAAAUGCCUAAAGUUUACUUCGAAGACUUAUUAAAUGUUAAAUCGACUAAACGAACACAAGAGUGCUUAUAAGAAAAUACAAAUUGCUUCUUAUUUGAUUUGAUAAAUAAUUUACGAUUUUACGAAUUUCAAUAUUCGGUUGCGGAAAUAAGUUUUAACGAAAAUACCCCACUUCGGAAUCCGCAGCCUCCAAAAAACCACAUUGAAUCCAAUUCCCUGCCAUUGACCUGCGAAAAAUCGAUUUCAGUUAUCCUUAACCACUGUACUGUCAUAUUUUAGAGCUUUCGCUUUCACAUUGCGGUAAAGGCAAUCUCUUGGUUGGUCCACGCGAAAUGUGUUUCCAGUAGAGGUCGUCGUUUCUGUCAGGCAAUGAUCGUUACUUCCACUUCCGGUCUGGAUAGCACUCCUACAUUAGGCACCGUUGAGGUGACCACACUUCUAGGCGCCUUCCUUGGCGUGCUCGUCCUGUUGCUUCUGCUUUUCCUUUACAUAAGUCGCAAAUGCUGCUUCCACUACCGCCAUGCCGUUAAUUGCUGCGACGAGCGCUACUUGGCGGCGAAGUGCGUGCAGAAGAUAACACGCAAACGACGCUAUGAUAACACCAGCUCCGAUUCGGACGAGGACAUUCUGCGGCGACUGCGUUGGCACCAGCAGCACCAAUUGGGAGAAAAGACUGGUGGAUAUGGUUUAGGGAUCAGCCAGAUGAAUCCGCUGUCAGCACAGAACUUCAACUACCACCAGUCAAGCGUUGACCUGGAGGUGAAGGUGACGCGUGACCCAUUAGCUAUCGCCGAGGGAGGCAAGGUCGGCAUCCCAUCGUCGCACAGCGAAUGCAGCUCGAACGACUCGAUAGAGGCCUCCGUGGAUAGUAACACCGGCAUUUUGACGGGCUUGAGCAAGGAACAUCGGGCCAAGGCGCAAGCUCUAAAGUACCAUCACAGGGUCGAGGUGGCUGCUCCCCCUAAGCUUGAGAAGGAGCGGGACAACACAGUCGUAGUGCCCAUUGCCGGUGCAUACAGCAGUAUCGACAACAAUAGUACCACCAAUUACAAUCCUACCAACAACAACGAUGAUGAACCCCUGUUUGACACUAGUGAUCUGCGCUCUAUCAAGUCGGACGACCUGUUAGUGGGGAUCGAUCCCAGGGGAGUAUCCAUCCAACGUGGGCCCAUCGAGCUCGAGUUAUCACUGCUCUACGACGCACCAAUGCGGAAGAUGACUGUGCAUGUGAUGCAGGCCAGAAGCCUUCCGCCUUUGAGCACUGGUCAACCCACCCACACACAGGUGCGGAUGUUGAUGCUACCCAGCAAGAAGCAAAAGCUUAAGACCAAGAUCCGCAGUGGCGAGAACCCUCAGUACAUGGAAAGCUUUCUGCUGCACCGAGUCAACCCGGAGGAGGUAAACAACAUGGGGCUUCGGGUGCGGAUUUACGGUUGCGAGCGGCUGCGGAAGGAGAGGUUGAUUGGGGAGGCUUACGUGAGCUUCGCCACCGUAGACCUUGAGCUUGAGACAAACCUGUGGCUACCGCUCGAGCCCCGCAACACCUCAGGCCUGGGAUCCACCAGUGAUUUGCUUAGCCUUGCAAGGUCGGAGAGCGCAGGCUCCACCUCUUCCAUGCAGCACGGAGGUGUCUCCGAGUUGUUGCUGGGCCUAAGCUAUAACGGCGUUACUGGGCGGUUAAGCGUAGAGAUCAUCAAGGGCAGCCAGUUUCGUAGCCUGUUACUAAACAAGGCGCCCGACACGUACGUCAAGAUGGUAAUGGUGAGCAGCAUUGGGCAGGAGAUCUCUCGGGCCAAAACUUCAACCCGUCGGGGUCAGCCAAACCCGCUUUUUAAGGAGACAUUCGCGUUCCAGGUGGCACUGUUUCAACUUAACGACGUCACUCUGAUGAUUUCUGUUUACGCCAAGCGGCACAUGAAGAAAAACGAGAUGGUCGGCUGGUUCAGCCUGGGUUUAAAUUCUUCCGGUUCGGAAGAAGUGGCCCACUGGGCGGACGUGUGUGAAAUGCCCAAGGGUGAGAUGCUUGCUCGCUGGCACGUCCUGGUGGACUCCUGAUUCGAACAGAUGGGCCAGUCCUCGAGACGCAGCAAAAGGGCCCUCGGUAUGCUGGGUCUCGCUGCGUUCAAGGAUCGGUCCCGUGAAAAAGGUCCAAAGGAGUCGCAUCAGGAGGACGAAGGAGUCCGGUUUUCGCCAGACAAUGCGGUUGCACUCGAAAUUGAGCCGGGUCUCGAGCUUGACUUUGUCUAAACCAAAGAUCUACGUAUUGUUAAUUGUUUUACGAGAGUGCAAAAACGUACCACUACUCAUAAUGUCGAUUUAUCAGUCAGGGAUAAGUCCGAACAACAGGUUUGGAAUAUUCGUAAUUUAACCCUGUCUGAACAAAAAAAUAUUUUUAUUUUUUAAUUAACUGGGCACACAUUUUGUUUAUAAAAUGUGAGAAAUAUGCAAAACUAAAAAAAAAAGUAGAAUAUUGAAAUUUUAUACGCAAUGAAACGCAAAGUGCAUGCAAAUACUUAAAUUACUACUCAAAAUUUGAAUUUUACGAUUGUUUGUGAUAAUGAAUACGAUAUGAAUAACCGGAGGUGCAUCAUUUGUUCAUCUGAACUAAUUUAAGGAUGAGUGGCAACUUUUUGUAAUAAACAUUUCUGCAUCCUGAUAUUUAAGUAUUAACCCUGGCAUAGGCUGCCCAAAGUCUGUUAAAUCUAGCACUUUUUUAUUACCAAAAAUAUGAAAAUUGAAUAUGAAAACCAAAAAUACUUAGGAAUAAUUUUAGUAAAAAUAAUCGUACAUAUAUACAUACGUUUUACCUGCAAAUUUACAUACAUUAAAACAAAAAAUCAUAUUUUGAUCAAUAAUAUGCAGUAUCAGUUUUGAUAUUCAGAAAAAUACAAAAAUUUAUCUGUUCUAUAAGAUAAAGAGAGAAGAUAAUUUGGUAACAAAAAUUUUAUAAAAUCAUAAUAUAACCUGCGAUUGGGCUUCAUAGAGCUUUACUUGACAUCGGCUUAAAAAUGGUCCUCAAAUAAAAUAACCGGCACGAUUGGUGUGAUUCGAUUACCAAAAACUCUAUUAAUUAAGAGAAUUUAGUUUUUGCAUUAAAUCUGCGUGAAUGAAAUAAGUUUAACUUAUAAACCUAAAAUGGAAAGCUUUAAUAAAUAUCUAAACAAUUUUUUUCACUCAAGUUGAAUCGCAGCAUAAAAAAAUAACUUAAGCUAUGGCAAUAAGCGUGCAAGAAACUUAACGGUAAUUUCUAUAUGAAACCAUAAAAAUGUAUUUGGAAUUCAUAAUAUUUAUGUAUAUCUGUUAAAAAUCUUUUUGUCUUGAGUGUCGAAUAUUUUAUAAUUGCAAUGAAAGUGAAUGUGUGUUCGUUGUUACAACAAAUGAUAAAUGUAUAUAUAACCUAAGUCUGCAACUACAUUUUGGAAGGAAAGCGAGGCUCAAUUUAUUUAACUAAUCGGAAGGGAUCUAUUACACACUUUUCAAUUUUAACAUUACAACCGCAAUUAGCUCAAGUGCGGAGUUGUUGUCAAGUAUUUCAGACUCUGAGUAGAAACUCCCUCAUAAAAUGCAAGAAAAUAAACUAAUUAUUAUUUUUACUGAGACGGAUACCAUAUUUCUACUCUUCAAUUUAAGAAUUAUAUUGUCAUUGUUGAAUAUCAAAGAAUCAUUUUAAUAUUACUUAAUUGACACCUAAAAUAAAACGAUAUUAUAUAAAAACCCA
Molecule: messenger RNA, 3839 nt
Organism: Drosophila eugracilis
Lineage: Eukaryota; Metazoa; Arthropoda; Insecta; Diptera; Drosophilidae
Gene: Syt14
Product: synaptotagmin-14
Exons: 5
Coding region: 491-2176 (561 amino acids)
Source: RefSeq, a predicted model, not a curated record